GUUUUAAUUCGAUGUUUGUAGAGAUUACAAUAGGUCGGGAAGCACAAGAUUACACCCAAAUCAGCCCUAUGCGCGAGUUAGUCUCAGUUUCUGAUCGCCGACAACAUCUAUUCCUCUCAUAUCAGUUAAAGAUUGCUGGGAGAUUGUGUGACAAUCUACUCACCUGUGUUGUACGAGCAUGGGACUACUACAACAAGCCGUUCUUUGUUGCACCAGCCAUGAACACCUUGAUGUGGAAGAAUUGCUUCACGGAGCGACAUAUCAUGUCAACUGGUGAACUUGGAGUGUCACUCAUCCCUCCUGUCCCAAGGAGGCUGGGUUGUGGGGAUUACGGGAAUAGAGCAAUGGUUGAACCCUCUUUGAUUUAUUAUACUGUAAGACUCUUUUUUGUAUCACAAGUUCAACAUAGUGGCAGUAUUGUAUAUGAACCAGUAUAUCUAAAACCAUGGCAGAAUGCUUUUGACGACAAACAUGUGAGCCUCAAAGCCACUGCCCCAUUUAGAUGUGAGCCUCACUAAAAUGGCAAUGGUACCUUUUCUGAUGGAUUCUUUCAAAAUAGAAAUAAUUUUCUUUUUAAACACUUGCCAACUCCCAAUCCAACCCAUUCCUACUAAUCCCAGCCAUUCUCAUCUCAUUCCCAACCCAAGUCAUGGACAAAAGAAUCACCGAAAUACUAGCAAUUUCUUUUGUUAAACCCGAACCUUGUAGACAUUAUCAUGGGAACAAGUAUCCGUCAAAUAGAAACUUUCGGAGUUGUUACGUUCAUUGGCAGAAUGCUUUUGACAAACAUGUGGGCCUCAAAGCCGCUGCCCCAUUUAGAUAUGAAAGGGAUGUAGCCAUUCGAGCCCCAUGGGACAACGCCCUUGAAGCAUUUGAGGUCUCAUUAGAGCCUUUCAAAACAAAGGUAGAUUUGUUUCUCCUAGAGUCCAAUGUGGUGAUGAUCAGGCUAGAGCACGCAACUAAUCUUAGGCGUUUCUUUGAGAUGCAUCGUGACCAUCAUAUGGUCGGACAGACCGAGCAAUGUUGCCAUAUGAUGGUCACGAUCCAUCUCGAAGAGACGCCUGAGAUUAGUUGCGUCCUCUAGCUUGAGCAUCACCACAUUGGACUCCAGGAGAAACAAAUCUACCUUCGUUUUGAAAGGCUCUAAUGAGGCCUCAAAUGCUUCAAGGGCGUUGUCCCAUGGGGCUCGGAUGGCUGCAUCCCUUUCAUAUCUAAAUGGGGCAGCGGCUUUGAGGCUCACAUGUUUGUCAAAAGCAUUCUGCCAAGGAACAUAACAACUCCGAAGGUUUCUAUUUGAUGGAUACUUGUUCCCAUGAUGAUGUCUACAAGGUUCGGGUUUAACAAAAGGAAUUGCUAGUAUUUCGGUGAUUCUUUUGUUCAUGACUUGGGUUGGGAAUGAGAUGAGAAUGGCUGGGAUUGGGAGGAAUGGGUUGGAUCGAGAGUUGGCAAGUGUUUAAAAAGAAAAUUAUUUCUAUUUUGAAAGAAUCCAUCAGAAAAGGUACCAUUGCCAUUUUAGUGAAACAAAGCGUUGUAUGGAGGGAUUCUGAUGAGAUUCCUAUUCCUGGACUUCACGAAGAAGAGAGAGAGAUGGGGAAAGUAAUGUAAUGACUUUUGUAUAUUUCUUUUUUUCUUAAUGCUCUUAGCAAUUUACACAAAGGAAAA
Messenger RNA from Prunus avium (sweet cherry), 1662 nucleotides. The record is from RefSeq and is a predicted model, not a curated record. Lineage: Eukaryota; Viridiplantae; Streptophyta; Magnoliopsida; Rosales; Rosaceae.